Molecule: messenger RNA, 3566 nt
Organism: Coregonus sp. 'balchen'
Lineage: Eukaryota; Metazoa; Chordata; Actinopteri; Salmoniformes; Salmonidae
Source: the annotation of a GenBank genome assembly
CGCAAAAACUGCAGCUAACAACAUGGCGGACGUAUUAGAUCUUCAUGAAGCGGGAGGCGAGGACUUUGCUAUGGAUGAGGAUGGUGAUGGUAAAAUUUAUGAAAUAGUAGUUCUCUGUUUUUUUUUGUUGCUUACCAUGGACUCGCUAAUAGUGCGUUUUUGGGGAGUUUUCGGCUAACUGAGUGAAUAGUAUCGGCAAAUCGUGGAUGCCUGUUGGGCCUCGCAACCAUUCAAACACGCUGGUUGGCUAAUGUAGUGUUGGUAAUAACUUUUUGAAUUGUGCCUAUUUCGUUUAGGAAAAUAGGUGUUAGCUAGCGAAUGUGUAUAGUUGCCACUUUUCAAGUUACGAGUAAAAGGAACUGAAAGAAAGUUUCGUUUGGCAUUGUUAAAAGAUGGCGAUUAGGUUGUGAGCUAACACGUUAGCAGGCUAACGUAACUAACACCAAGGUAGCUAGGUAGGGCAAUUAACGUUAGUUUGUUUGGAAACUGCGAGGUCAAUGUUAAUAACUCGCCAACUACAGAAUCAGCAUUUCUUCUUUCGACUGUUGUAAACAGAUGGUGAUUAGCGUGUGAGCUAACGAACGUUAGAAAGGUAACGUUAGUUAGCUAGAUGACUAGUUUAGCUAAUUUACUAACUACACCAAUCCAAAGAUCAACGUUAUCAUACGUUACUAGCUAAUACCCUUUCAACUUGUAUGUGACCAAUCUAUUUAGCUAACUUAACUACUACACCAGGUGAGGUCAAGGUAAUAACUUGUCAACUAGCUAUUAUACUUUUUUUCUGUCGAGUUAGCUACUGUAGCUAGCUGUCUUUUACCAACGCGUUAGUCUAUUUAUUAGUUAGUUAUAAUGUAGUUAAAUCAGUAGUUAUCACUUUCAGUUGACUAAUGUGUGUCUCUGAUGUUUUCAUUCCCCAGACAGCAUCCACAAGUUAAAAGAGAAGGCAAAGAGGAGAAAGGGACGAGGUUUUGGUUCAGGUGAGUUACCACUGCAGUUCUGACUCCUAACCUGGCUGUAUUCUGCUAAUCCAAUUUUUCCAAUUGUAUGUUUUGGGUAGGAUGCAUGAUGCUAUUUCUUCCCAUUGUUCUCUGCUGUGCUAGAGGAGGGAGCGAGGUCCAGAGUGAGAGAGGACUAUGAUACAGUGGAGCAGGAUGGAGAUGAGCCAGGCCCUCAGAGAUGUAAGUGCCAUGAUCAACCUAGGGUGGACAUUCCUUUGUCAGUCACUUCUGAAUGGGGGGUUGAUUUGAAACUGUGGUUUUGUACAUCAUCCAAUAUGAGUUUAUUGUGUUAUAGCAGGUGGUAGCCCUAGUUAACCAUAGUCAGUUAUUUAACACAGACAUGUUUGUCUUUUGAUUCUUUCAGCUGUGGAGGGUUGGAUCCUUUUCGUGACUGGGGUACAUGAGGAGGCCACUGAGGAGGACAUCCACGACAAGUUUGCGGAGUUUGGAGAGAUCAAGAACCUACAUCUGAACCUGGACCGAAGAACAGGUUACCUCAAGGUUAGGCCGAAUCCCCAUAUCUACACAGCACAUUUUAAAUUAGGGUUUGUUGCUUGGCCUGUUUUGGCAGGAUUCAUUUGCCUGGUUAAUAUAGUGAGUUUCAUAAUUGCUUAAUUUGUUGUACAAUGCUCUUUUAAGCCACACAAGGUGGCAGCAUUACACUGAACAUGGACAAAUGACAAUGUGCUUUUUGUUUGAAAUUGUGACUUGCUUUACAGCAGAGCAGACAUGAAAAUUAUGCGGUGGUGUAAAGUACUUUAAAGUAUUUUGGGGGGGUAUCUUAACUAUUUAUAUAUUUGACAACUUUUACUCCACUACGUUCUUAAAGAAAAUAUGUACUUUUUACUCCCAAACAUUUUCCCUGACACCAAAAAGUAUUUGUUACAUUUCGAAUACUCAAGCAGGACAGAAUUAUGGUCAAAUUCACGCAGCUAUCAAUAAUAACGUGUUGUCAUCCCUACUGCCUCUGAUCUGGCGAACUAACUGAACACAAAUACUGCAUUUGUAAAUUAAGUCUGAGUGUUGGAGUGUGCCCCUGGCUGUCUACAAAAAAUUAUCGUGCAGUCUUGUUUUCUUUAUAAGGAAUUUGAAGUAUAGCAUUUACUUUUACUUCAAGUAUGAUAAUUGAAUACUUUUCCCACCCCUGUACAUUUAAAACAAGAUACUUUUACUGAAGUAGUAUUUUACUGGGUGACUUUUACUUUAGUCAUUUUCUAUUAAAGGUAUCUUUACUUUUACCCAAGUAUGACAAUUGAGUACUUUUCCCACCACUAAAAUUGUUAUUGUCAUUAUUAGUCAAUUGCAGCACAGUUUAAAUGAGAUUGAUGAGGAUUCGACAAGCAUUCUCCUCACCCAUUUUUGGCAUUCCAACAAUAUCUGUACAAUCAUUAAAUGGUUAGUAAGUACAGUGUGCUUAGACUAUAGCAGGGCAUUGAAUUCCACAACACUUCCUGCAGCUGCUCAUCUCAACCUCAAGGCGUCACACGUUCAGGGAAUCCAGUGGGCUGCUUUACCAUUAACUACCUAGCAUGGCGACGCAAAUUAAGAACUAGCCGCAUUUCGUUCACCUCGAUCUGCCAUUUUACGUUGUGGGAUAAUUAGGAAUACAGCGACACCUACCAUGUCUGUAUUGCAGUAUGUUUUCCUGUCCUUUUUAGUCUGGGUUCACAGAGGUACUCAUAUUGACCUGUGACUGUUACGACAAGAAGGGGAAGCCCUUCUCGUCAUAAUAUUUAAGGCUAGAUCUCAUCACUGACUCAUGGAUUUGCACAUCAAUCCUUUUCACAGGGUUAUGCGCUGGUGGAGUAUGAGACGUACAAAGAAGCCCAGGCAGCCAUGGAAGGGCUGAAUGGCCAGGACAUGAUGGGCCAGCCUAUCAGUGUGGACUGGGGCUUCGUCAGAGGACCUCCCAAGAGCAAGAGGAGGUGAGUGUCAUAGUGAGCAGUAGUCUGCUGUGGAGGGUGAUUGUAGGGGUUUGGAGAUGCAAGAACACUUGAAACAAGAUGUGACCCGUUUGAGUCUAUAUGAAGAGGGGAACAGAAUGGGUGCAGGGGUGUGACUUGAAUAAAAAAAAAAAAAAAGAAGAUCUGAUUCAAGUGUAGAUUUACGUGUGUAAAUUUGAAGUGUGUUGUAAAUGGUUUUGUUGCGUUAAACCUUUCCGCUGUUCCCCACAGGGGUGGUGGACGUAGACGUAGCAGGAGUCCAGACAGGCGACGACGUUGAUCCCUUCCCACAUUUGUGAUAUGUAAUAGCGUUAACUUCUCUGAUGGCUCUAUGGUAAUCAACUGUUUAAUUGCAAAUGGCCCUGACAAGUGUGCUUUAGAGUCAAUUAUUAGUAGUUUCAGCAAAAUGUCAGGGUUGCCAUAAUUUUUUUUUAAAUUACUAAAACAAAGAACACCAAAUACACUAUGAUCAGUGAAACUUUGUUUGCUUAAAAAAACUGUUUUAAAGUAGUGAUAUGUUUUCUUAUGGAUCCCUCUAUUCUGUUUCAAGGUUUAAUUUGGUUAUGUUCUGGGCCCUGUUUCCCAAAAGCAUCUUAAAGCUAAGUUCAUUGUUAGAAUCAUAGGA